Messenger RNA from Dreissena polymorpha, 1408 nucleotides. RefSeq names its product peroxisome biogenesis factor 10-like. Gene Ontology annotation, cellular component: peroxisomal membrane. The record is from RefSeq and is a predicted model, not a curated record. Gene Ontology annotation, biological process: protein import into peroxisome matrix. Lineage: Eukaryota; Metazoa; Mollusca; Bivalvia; Myida; Dreissenidae. Gene Ontology annotation, molecular function: zinc ion binding. Bases 36 to 935 code for a protein of 299 amino acids. The transcript has 8 exons.
ACCGUUAAAACACCAAAACAACAACAACAACAAAAAUGUUCAAAGUAGCUGGCAAAGCGGAGAUUAUAAGAUCUCAACAGAAGGAUGAAUAUUACCUGACAUACUUGAGAAAAAUGUCAGCUGAUGUUGUCCAUAGCUUGCUUGGUGCAAGGGCCUGGAUUACUUGGCGCAGAGAGCUGGACCUGGCAGCUGACCUUGGGUACUUCUGUCUCACAACCCUCUCGGGUUUCCAGACCAUAGGUGAGGAGUAUGUGAACAUUAUCCAGGUGGAAUCUUCCAGAAGACAUGUACCCUCUAUACUGCGUCGCCUCACUAUGGUACUCUUCCACGUGUUGAUACCGUACACCAUACGCAAGGGUCUAGACUGGCUGGAGAGGAGGCUGCAGUCACAUGGUCUCCAGGAGGUCCCCAUAGCAACCAGGGAGUUUCUCCUGAAGUGCAUUCCCAUUGCUAGGGACCUGGUCCUUUACACACACAGACUGCACAUGGCUGUGUUCUACAUGCAAGGAAUGUUCUAUCAACUUGCAAAGCGAUUCAAUGGAGUGCAAUAUUUGCAGUACACAGGUGGUGCACAGAGGGUGUCUGAUGAUUCAGUGAGCAAGAGUUUCCGAAUUCUAGGCUGGCUGACCCUGGCCCAGCUUGCGGGGUCUGCAUUGCUGGGAACCAGGGCAUACUUGCAGCAGACGUACAGAAAGGGAGCCGGCCUGAUAGGAGGAAGUGAUACCCAUUCAGAGGUGGGAGGUCAGGUGUCCCCAGACAGAAAGUGUGCCCUGUGUCUGGGUGAGAGGUCACGUAGCUCCGCGACCCCCUGUGGCCACCUCUUCUGCUGGAGCUGCAUACACGACUGGUGCGCGACCAAGGCCGAAUGUCCUCUGUGUAGGGAACACGUAGAGCCACACCGUAUCGUCUGCCUACAGAACUUUGAUGCCUCCUGAUGAUAGUUGAGGGUGUAUGUGAUGCAGAACCUAUAACUGUACCUCAUUCUGAGGAAACUGGUCUUAAUGCAUGUGCGCAAACUUUCGUCCCAGAUUGGCCUGUGCAGUCCGCACAGUCAAAUCAGGGACGACACUUUUUGUCUAAACUGGACUUCUCUUCAGAAAAUGCUUCCUAUUUAUGAUAAAUUUCAUAUAAGCGGAAAAUGUCUUUCCUAAAUAGCCUGUGAGCACUGCUCUAAUCUUGGACGUCAUUUAACACACUUGCAUUAAGCCCAGUUUUUCCAGAGGGUGGCUCACCUCAUUUGUACCUCAUAUCUGGUACUGUGCACGGGCUGUGAUAUGGAUUUCUCCUGCCGUAAUGUCCCGCGACCAGCUACUUAUGGUGUUGCUCGCACUGGCGACCAUGUUGUGUAAUGUGAUUUUUUUUGUUACACUUAAAAUAUUUUCUGGAAAUAAAGUGACUUUAAACAAUA